Molecule: messenger RNA, 1107 nt
Organism: Trichosurus vulpecula (common brushtail)
Lineage: Eukaryota; Metazoa; Chordata; Mammalia; Diprotodontia; Phalangeridae
Gene: C3H8orf58
Product: chromosome 3 C8orf58 homolog
Exons: 7
Coding region: 1-1107 (368 amino acids)
Source: RefSeq, a predicted model, not a curated record
AUGCUGGGAAGGCGGCGGGUCUUCACCCUACAGCCGUUUGGCCGCCAGGAUGGUGGUUGUAAAGAGCUUCUGGGAGGUUGUGUGGUGCUUGGUGCUAAAAGCAUCUAUCUUCGUGUUCAUGACAUGCCCAGAAUACCCUCCACUGAGCCCCAGAAUGGUGACCGCAUGAUGAGAGGCUCCAGAGAACAGGCUUCAAGGGACUCUGGGGUGGAAAUGGGGGCAGAGGAAACUCCCCCCACUACCCCUCCUGGUUUUACUCUGGACUCUUCAAGCUUGGAACUGGGUGGGACGCCCAAGCUGGCCCCUGUCACCGUGGAACCCCCUGCAGACCUGGACCGGUUCCUGGCCAGCCAGAAACUACAGCAGGUGGUGGCGAGGUCCUGCUGGCCUCGAUCUUCAUCUACCACAGUACCCAAGUGUUGGCAGCGGAGUGAGCAGGAUCCUGAGGUGUCCCUAGAAAUAACUGGAGAUCAGAGUGAUUCUGUUGCAGAGGUUAGCUCAGAGCCCAGCCUAGCAGAAUCUUUGGUGGUGGGCUCCGAGUCUGAUGCCUGGGCUUGCCUCCCAGGGCAGGGGCUUCGAUACUUGGAGCACCUAUGCUUGUUGCUGGAGCGAAUGGCCAUGCUCCAACAGCUUCACCUGCAGCUCCAAGAGCAGUGCCAGCGGAUGCCAACUGGCAUGGAAGAGAUGAAUGAGAACUCAGUUCUUGCUCCCUUUCACCCUCGAUCCUCCUCCGUGUUGGAGCCUCAGGAAUUUCAGAGUCUAGUGGAGAAGACAGUGGAAGAGUCAGCUUUGCCUCGACGGGCAGAAGCACACAGUGUGAGCACACCAAACUUGCUAGAUGGACCAUCGGGGGCUGCCCGCACAAUCCCAUCCUAUCGAGGGCACAGGAAUACUCUCUCCCAUUGGAACAAAGUCAAAGCUUUGCUCAACAGGAUCCGAUGGAAGAGCCCUCAUGCCUCUGAAUCUAAUCUUGCUCAAGACCCCCCUGCCCCCAGAAGAGAUUCAGAGAAACUACCAGAAGGUCCCCUGCAUCACCCCCAACGGAGAGCCUUUAUGCCAAGUUUGGUGGCAAAGAAACAUGGAGCCAAGAACUUCUCAGUCUGUUGA